GUCACCCGUUGCCGAUACAACCCCCCUUCCCGUAAAACCGAUAAUGCCGAACAUUAGGCCACUAUCUGCCGAGCUGGCAAAGAAGGCCGCGGACGAGCUGUUCGAGAAACCGGAACGGAUCGAAGAGGAUCUGGCCGCGUUGCGGACCUGGUUGGCCAAGAGCCCGUACCUGAAAUCCCGCGACGAUGAUCAAUUCCUGAUGAUGUUCCUGCGCGGUUCCAAGCACAGCCUCGAGCGGGCCAAGGAAAAGCUGGACAUGUACUAUACGGUGCGGACGGCACUGCCCGAGCUGAUGCGGCACCGUGACCCGGAGGAGGCGAAGUUGCUCGAGCUGAUCAAGCUCGGUGUGGCCGUACCACUGCCAAACACGGUCACGCCCGACGGGCCCCGAAUCAUUCUGGUGCGCCCGGGUACGUACGAUCCGAGCAAGUACACCAUCCAGGAGGUGUUCCGGUACAACACCAUGAUGGCCGAUAUUAUGAUGAAGGAGGAUGAUAAUCUGAUCGUUGCCGGGCAGAUGGGCAUUCUGGAUCUUUCCAACUGCACCAUGGCCCACUUCCUGCAGUUCAGUCCAUCGUUCGUGAAGAAGGCCACCAUGUGGAGUCAGGAGGGUUCGCCGCUGCGGCAGAAGGGUUUCCACUACGUCAACACACCCAGCGGCUUCGAGGUGGUGUACAAUCUGUUCAAGAGCUUCCUCAACGAGAAAAAUCGUUCCAGGCUGUUUGUCCACGGAAGCAAUCUGGAGUCGCUGUACGAGCACAUACCGAAGAGCAUGCUGCCCACCGAAUACGGCGGUGAUGCUGGCCCGAUUCAGGUGAUCGUCGACAACUGGGCUAAGAAGAUUAUCUCCUACAAGGAGUACUUCAAGGAGGAAGAUCAGUACGGUACGGAGGAAAAGAAACGUCCGGGUCGUCCGAAGAAUGCGGACAGUCUGUUCGGGCUGGAGGGAAGUGGAGAUAUCUCCCGCCCCGUGUGCUGGGUACUGGUCGUUGCGAUCUACCUGAAAGCCGUCAGUAGCGAACCACCUUUGUUGGGAGCUGCCAGGCCGUGUGUGUGGGUGUGCGUGUGCGUGUUUAAGGGUGUCGUGAAGCUCACCAUGGUGAACCUGCGCCCAAUAUCGGCGCCACUGCACGAGAAGGCAAAGCGCGAACUUAACGAAAAACCCGAACGGAUCGAUGAGGAUCUAGCUGCGCUACGGCAAUGGUUGGCCCGAACACCUCACAUCCGCGCACGGAUUGACGACCAGUUUCUGGUGACGUUUCUGCGCGGCUGCAAGUACAGUCUCGAGCGGGCGAAGGAGAAAAUCGACAUGUUCUACAGCGUGCGCACGGCCAUACCGGAGCUGAUGCGCAACCGCGACCCGGACAAGGCCCGGACGCGGGAGAUUGUGCGGCUCGGCAUUGGGUUGCCGCUACCGUUGACCGAUGGUCCCGAUGCGCCGCGCAUCAUGCUGAUCCGGCCGGGUGUGUACAACCCGAAGGAGUACACGGCCGAGGAGGUGAUUAAAGUGAGCACCAUGAUCAACGACAUUCUGAUGCUGGAGGACGACAACAUGGUGAUCGCCGGUCAGGUUGGCAUUCUCGAUCUGGCAAACGUGACUAGCGCCCACUUCCUGCAGUUUACACCGACGUUUGUGAAAAAAAUGACCAUGAUGAGCCAGGAAGGUUCGCCACUGCGCCAGAAGGGUUUCCACUACAUCAACACACCGACCGGAUUCGAGACCGUCUUCAACAUGUUCAAAUCAUUCAUGAGCGAAAAGAACCGAUCACGGCUGUACGUACACGGAAGCAACCUGGACAAACUGUACCAACACAUACCGAAGCGUCUGCUGCCGAAGGAGUACGGUGGGGAAAGCAGCUCGCUGCAGGAAAUAACGAACAUCUGGGAGAAAAAGAUCCUGUCCUAUCGGGAGUACUUCCUGGAGGAGGACCAGUACGGCACGGACGAGCGGAAGCGCGUUGGAAAGGCUAAAACGGCCGAAUCGCUGUUCGGCAUGGAGGGAUCUUUCCGCAAGCUGGAGGUGGACUAAAACUAUUUUCUAUCUCUGUGGUGGAACAUUUGGAAGAUAUUUUGAGUGGACUGAGAUUGAUAAAAAGUGGAAGAUUUUGUUUUGUUUUUUGUUUACAGUUGAGGGAACAAAACUAGGAGGAACAUUUGUUGUAAGCUUUUCGAUCUGGUUCGAUUCGUUUUAGCAGUGCUAAUUUGCGACUAAACAUUUUCUAAAACUAGCUUGACAGUGAGGGAACUGUAACGUUUUGUGUAGAGUUUAAGAAUGACCUUAUUGAAGCUGUGUCAGUGAUCGAACCUUACCGAACACCACCCAGCAACCCAGAUGCCCAGUAGGAAACUGUUCGGAUGCGUUGAAAUGCGGUUCAUGCACGCUGUGACUACUAAUUGAUUUACACCAAUACAACCAGCUGCGUAGGGCGGCUU
This is a messenger RNA of Anopheles moucheti, 2433 nucleotides long. RefSeq lists its product as uncharacterized. The transcript is spliced from 6 exons. NCBI's taxonomy places the organism in Eukaryota, Metazoa, Arthropoda, Insecta, Diptera, Culicidae. Gene Ontology annotation, cellular component: membrane. The coding region runs from base 44 to 2029 and encodes 661 amino acids. Gene Ontology annotation, molecular function: phosphatidylinositol bisphosphate binding. The record is from RefSeq and is a predicted model, not a curated record.